Messenger RNA from Penicillium expansum, 1077 nucleotides. RefSeq names its product ankyrin repeat domain-containing protein. The record is from RefSeq and is a predicted model, not a curated record. Gene Ontology annotation, molecular function: DNA-binding transcription factor activity; protein binding. Gene Ontology annotation, cellular component: nucleus; cytoplasm. Gene Ontology annotation, biological process: regulation of DNA-templated transcription. The transcript is spliced from 2 exons. The coding region runs from base 1 to 1077 and encodes 358 amino acids. Lineage: Eukaryota; Fungi; Ascomycota; Eurotiomycetes; Eurotiales; Aspergillaceae.
AUGGAUGUCAAUGCCCAGUUCAUGAACGAUACAGUCGAGCGGCGACGUCUUCAAAAUCGCCUAGCUCAGCGCAAAUUCCGCGAGAAGAGGAAGCGGAGGGUGGUGGACAAUGAGGUUCUAGAGACGUCUCAAGACCCAUCACAAUCGACAUCAACCGCAAACAACACAGGGGAUUUUCCAAUCAACUCCUUACCUCCGUUCACAAAUGCGCUCUCCACACUGCCAGGAGCUUUGUCUCCAAUCGAAAUUCCGAUCGCUAGCACAGAGACAGGACUGGCAGACAACUUCAAUCUCGAUGCGAUUGACCAGUUCUUGUACGAAACCAGUCACGAUUUCUCCUACUCUUUUUCCGAUCCAUCGCCUGUCCAGUCAAAUUUGGUAGGGACGAAUUUCACCCAAAGCAAAUCCUCCGACCCCGCUUCACGCAAUAUACCCCCCAACAGUACAAGAAUCGAUCAUUCCAGGUCGCUGUCUCGAUCCGGAGAUAAUAAUAGCCUGCCACUACAUCGCAGGACAUCUGAUUCUAAUAUUCGCCCGGGGAGUCCGGGCCCCCAACCACCGCAAUCACACAAUGAAGAUAGGCUCAUUACCUCGGCCAGAGAUGAUGAGGGAUGGCUUAGCACCCUCCACAUCGCCGCGCAGAAGGGCCACGAGAGGAUUGUUCGAGUUCUUCUGCUCCGCGGUAACAUGGAUGCAAACAAUCAAGAUAGCGACGGUCGCACACCCUUGACACACGCGACUAUUGAGAAUCACGAGUCUGUAGUCCGCCUACUACUCUCCAACGGCGCUCGAAUAGCCGUGUAUGAUUGUGACGGCCGUUCUGCGCUGCACUGGGCUGUUUUACAUCGGCGACUCGAGAUACUCCAGCAAUUGCUCGAGCAUCGCGCCAAAUACGAGCGUAAUUUGGAUAUUGAUGUGUACGACAAUUCUGGCUGGACCCCAUUGCAUAUGUCCGUGGAUAGAGCUUUCGAGGCUGGGAUCUUGAUGCUCCUCCAGGAAGGUGCGGAUAUUAACGCCAAAGCACACAAAUGUCCGUAUACAGGCAAGAUCCUGCCCCUGAUGGAUCGGCCGCGAUAA